CGCUGGUCUUCUUCAACCCUAAAGUUCGCUGUGCUCAACAACGCAAUCAUGGUGAACGUUCCAAAGACAAAGAAGACUUACUGCAAGAGUAAGGAAUGCAAGAAGCACACCUUGCAUAAGGUGACUCAGUACAAGAAGGGCAAGGAUAGCCUUGCUGCUCAGGGUAAGCGUCGUUAUGACCGCAAACAAUCCGGUUAUGGUGGUCAGACCAAGCCCGUCUUUCACAAGAAGGCGAAAACCACCAAGAAGAUUGUUCUGAGGCUGCAGUGCCAGGCCUGCAAGCAUGUGUCUCAGCACCCAAUUAAGAGGUGCAAGCACUUCGAGAUUGGCGGAGACAAGAAGGGAAAGGGAACUUCGCUCUUUUAGAUUCAUCAGCUUUAGUUUUGAUGUUAGUUUGUUUUACUUGUGCUUUCGAUAUUUUGUUGAGCUUGUUUUUGUUAGACAUAUGAUGUCUUAUUACUUGGAUCAUCUAAUUUUGUGUGACUUUGCCAAUGCUAUCAGUUGAGAUUGGAGUUUAAAUUCUAUUCGAUUCUGUUGCACUC
Morus notabilis is the source of this 542-nucleotide messenger RNA. RefSeq names its product 60S ribosomal protein L44. Gene Ontology annotation, molecular function: structural constituent of ribosome. The coding region runs from base 49 to 366 and encodes 105 amino acids. Gene Ontology annotation, cellular component: ribosome; cytosolic large ribosomal subunit. Gene Ontology annotation, biological process: translation. The record is from RefSeq and is a predicted model, not a curated record. The transcript is spliced from 4 exons. Lineage: Eukaryota; Viridiplantae; Streptophyta; Magnoliopsida; Rosales; Moraceae.